UCUCUCUCUCUCUCCUCUCUCUCUCUCUCUCUCUCUCUCAAAACAAUUUGAGCCUACUGUAUACUGAUUGGUGCUCAAUCGCUUCCUUUGAUCUUUCCCCACUUGAAAGUUAUCGCCCGGGCUUGUUUAGGUUCUUUGUUCUCUGAUCUCGCACCUCUCUUCGCAUCUCUGCUCGUCGAAGGAAGGCAUCCUCUUUUCUUUUUUGCCUAUCAGAUUUCGAUGGAGAAAGGGCAAAGUCCGAGCAAAAUAAAAGGAAAAAGAAAAAGAGCACCAAAAAAUAGAGCACCGAGGGAGAAAAAUAGAAAGAAUGCUGACUUAGAGAGCAUUGAGGGAGCAUCUGCUCCUUUGUCCGUCCCUCCGACACUUGUAGGAGUCGGUAGUGAUCAACACGAUGUGUUCUUGAGCUUCAGAGGCUUAGACACCCGCAAAGGAUUCACCGAUCACCUUUACCACGGUCUGGUCAAUGCAGGGACUCCACCGAUUUCUGUGUUCAGGGACGAAAACAGCCUUGAAAUUGGUGAGGAUUUUGAUUCAAAGAUUCUCAAUGCCAUUGCGCAAUCUAAGAUUUCGAUCCUCAUCAUUUCCGAAAAUUAUGCUUCGAGCAAAUGGUGCCUCCAUGAGCUAGUUCAUAUCAUGAACUACAAGAAGAGCAUGUCGCACACGGUGAUGCCCAUUUUUUACAAAGUGAACCCAUCGGAUGUGCGGUAUGUAAAGGGAAAAUUUGGGGAAGCCUUCCAUUUGCAUGAGAAGCGUUUUGAUAAGAAGGAUAUCCAAGAAUAUAAACAAGCCCUUACAGAAGUGAGUCACUUAAAUGGAUGGGAAUCUGAGAAAUUUGCUAACGGGCGUGAAGGAGAAUUAGUGGAAGAAGUUAUUAAAACUAUUUUGAGCAAGUUGAGACAUAAUUUUCAGCUUGAUGUUCCUGAGCUAGUUGGGGUUGACGAUCAUGUGAACAAAAUUAUGAAGUGGGUAGGCACUCCUCCCAAUCAUGCUCAGAUGAUUGGAAUAUACGGCAUGGGUGGGAUCGGUAAAACGACUCUUGCCAAGGUUAUCUACAAUGAGUUGUUGAAUGAGUUUACUCAUCGUAGCUUUCUUCCAAACAUUCGAGAUACAGCUCACUGCAAUGGUAUUCCCUAUCUACAAAGUCUACUAAUUAAUCAAAUACAGCCAAAAGAAGAUCAAGUUCGUAUAGUUGAUGAUGGAAUUAGUGUGAUCAAAUCUAGAUUAAAAGGAAAAAAGGUUCUCAUCCUUCUAGAUGAUAUUGAUCACCAAGAUCAACUAAAUGCUCUAGCUAGAGAACGUGAUUGGUUUAAGACAGGAAGUAUCAUCAUUGUUACAACUAGAUAUAAAGCUGUUCUUGAUCAAUCUAAAUUCCAAGUAGACUAUAAGUGUAAAUUGGAUGAAUUAGAUGAGGUGCAUUCUUUGAUUUUAUUUAAAAGACAUGCAUUUCGCAUGGGCCAUUGUUCGGAGGAUUUUGAGCCUAUCUCUCAUGAUAUUUUAUCCACCAUGGGUGGGCUUCCCCUAGCAAUCAAGGUCAUAGGUUCCUACUUGUAUGGAAAAACUGAUAUGAAAGUUUGGCAAGAUAUGUUGAAGAAAUUAAGAAACCAGCCAGAUAAAGAUGUCCAAAAAAUAUUGAAAAUAAGUUAUGAUGCAUUGGAACCUGGACAUCAGGAGAUUUUUCUCGAUAUUGCUUGCUUCUUUAUUGACAAAGAUAGCAAAUAUGCCAUGUACAUGUGGGAGGAUUGUAAGUUUUAUCCCAAUCAAGGAAUUGAAGAGUUGAAACUAAGGUGCUUGAUGAAAAUUGAAGCUAAUGGUAAAUUUGGGAUGCAUGAUCAAUUGAGAGAUCUUGGAAGGAGCAUUGUUUGCCAAGGUCAAUCGCUUGAGAGACAUAGUAGAUUAUGGGAAAGUAAUGAAGCCUUCAAAGUACUAAUGGAAGAAAAGGGAACUAAAGAGAUCCAUGCGAUGCGUCUACAACCCCCACCUCCCAUGUUCAAUGGCUAUACGUACACAAAUAAACAAUUUAAUAACUUACGGAACUUAAGGUACCUCACACUUUGCAACGCAGCUUUAAGUGGAGACUUUAACAAUUUGUUUUCCGAGUUAAGAUGGUUUGUCUGGAGCCAUCGACCUACACUCGAGCCGUCAUUUCCGACAUUCAAUUUGCGUCUACCAAAAUUAGUGGUGAUGAAGUUGUACUGUAGCCCUCUCACAGAGGAUUGGAGAGGAUGGAGUUCAAUCAUGAUGGCAAAGCGGCUGAAAGUCCUCGACCUUAGAUAUUGCAACUUAAGAUGUACUCCUGACCUCUCGGCUUUCAUAGAGUUGGAGAUUCUCGUAUUGAGUGAGUGUUUGAAAUUGAAGCAAAUCCACCCUUCUAUUGGCAAACUCAAGGCCCUCAUUUCCUUGGAAUUGCAAGGCUGUAGUCUCGAGGAGCUACCAAAAGAAGUGGGUGAAUUAGGAAAAUUAAAAGAACUACAUUUAGAAUCUUUAAAUGUUAUUACAGAGAUUCCUACGUCAAUCGGCUCUAUGAGGAAUUUGGAGAAAUUGAAGGUCGAAGGGUGUGUGUCAUUGAACGGAAUUCCGAGCUCAUUUGAGAAUUUACAAAAUUUGCAACAUCUACACAUUUGGGAUUCUCCUGCUAAAAUAUUUCCUAGUGUUAUUGGAAGGUUGAAAAAACUGCAGAGCCUUGAUCUUCAAUGCUGCAAUGGGGAAAUUCCACUUGAAAUUGGUGAGUUGCCUUCUCUCCGAUCCCUUAGGCUAAGUGGUUCUCCAAUGAUCAUGGGGAGGCCGAUAGUGCUUCCUUCUGGCUUGACAAGUCCCAGUUUGCCGUGGCUUUCUUGCCUAAUCCACCUAAAAGAACUUUAUCUUUCUGACUUCGAAAACCUUGAAUACAUUCCGAAGCUCCCCUCAAGCCUCUCGAGACUUGUUGUGCACUCUUGUCCCAAGGUGAUAUUGCCUAAGCUCGUGGAAUUGAAGUACUUGGUAGAGUUGUCAAUACAACGCUGUAAUUCCAUUGAAAGAUUGGACCUUGCACAAUUAAAUCUUCUUGAACGAUUACAACUUGAAUAUUGUUAUAAGCUCGUUGAAAUUCAGGGCCAUGAUGAUUGGGAGUCCUUGAAGGAGAUGGUUAUAGAUCAAUGUGGAUCCAUUCAAAAGCUAUUCCUUCCAAAGUGGUUGAAGGAAUUAAAGGUUAAAUUCUGUAAUAAUCUAAUUGAAAUAAAGGUCCCCAAUGAUUCAAAGUCCUUGGAGGAGAUAUAUAUAAGUCACUGCACGUCCAUUCAAAUGUUGACCCUUCCAAAAUUACAACGUUUGAAGCGAUUAAAGGCUAAACGUUGUGACAAUUUAGUUGAAAUUCGAAAUCUUGAUCAGGCGGAGUUCUUACAGGUGUUAAGUAUUUGUGCAUGUAAGUCUAUUGAAAGAUUACCUGAUCUACCAUGCACCUUGAAAGAGUUGAAGAUCAAUUGGUGUACCUAUUUACGUGAGGUUGAGAGCCUUGAGAGAUUCUUGUCUUGCCGAUUUAUAUACAUUAUAGGUUGCAGCAACCUAGAAAAACUACCAAACCUAUCGAAAUUUGAAAAUUUAGAGGAUUUCACGAUCGUUGAUUCUCUUCGACUUGUAGAGAUUCCUGGGAUUGGAGGAUCAAAAUCUUUAAGAGAAAUAUCUAUCGUUGGUUGUGAAUCAUUGGAGAUUUUGCCAGAUUUAUCGGGAUGUGAGAAAUUACAAUGUCUAGAUAUAGCAAGGUGCGAGAAACUUACUCGGCUUCAGGGACUUGAAAAGUUGGAUUUAGCUGAGUUGAGAAUUUAUGGGUGCGGCUCGUUGGAAAUACCGGAAUUGCCUCAAACACGCGUCAAGAAAUAUGAUUCUGGUGGUGGAGACGGGUACGAGGUGGGGCGGAACAAAAUCAGAUUGCAGUGAUAAUGAUGUGAUUGAAUUUUAUACCAUAUUACAACGGCGAGGCUGGUCAUGUUUCCUUAACAGAGAGCUCGGGUUUCGGCAUGGAGGGGACACCAAACCCGCGCAGAGCUCGCGGAUCCGUCGAUCGGCAUCCCGGAGGAGUCACGGCACACCCACGACGCAGCGCCGGCAGCUUCUCUUUCCAGAAAUCCUGACUUGUACCCGCGAAUCUGACCGGAUUUCUUGAGCCCAUGCGCAGAGGAGGAACAGGUGCCCAACGGUUUCUUGGUUCUGCUGGCAAAGAGGGCAAACCGGGUCAGGUUCGUCCUAGAUGAUCUAUCUGGAUCUAGAUAAGGUAUCUGCUGGUGGUGAACAUGAAUUAUUUUCCUUAUAGAUAAGGACCACUAGAGUCUAUCUGUGGAGCCAAUAUUCUUUUUGUCGGUCAUUGUUGUGGCAAUGACAAUCAAUUCUCAUGAAUAGUGUUGGUGGUGAAAGAUGAUGGAAGUAGGUGCAGAAUUUGCCAUAAUUUAGAAGUCUUAACGUUCAUCAGAGACUUCAAGAUAUAUGGUUUCGCUGAGCUUGAAAAUUGGUAAACUCCAGAUGAAGCUCAGCUAGGGAUCAAUUUUACUAGCUGAGCUUAAAAUGCUCAAAGUCAGAAGAAUUCUCUCGGCUAAAGCCAUUCUUUAAUCUGCACAUUCUUUGCUAUUGCUAAGGACUUCAUUUAUUUUUGGAGGACCUACUAUAGCAGCGGAUGACACACUUAUAUCAUCACCGGAGGUCGGCCAGACUUGCUGCAUUAAAUUCGUUAUUUAGGAGUGCUGCGGCCUGACAUUGCUCCUCUCCCUCACCAUGCCUCAAGCCCACGACCUUGAGAUUUGAUUCUCUUUCAAGAUCAACCACAAAGGCCAGCAAGAAGGCUGGCACUGCAGACAAACAUUACCCUGCACCCGCAAUGGUGUGGGUCAUCAUUGCAGUUCAUUGAUAUAAGUUUUUGGUUCAUCUGCGCCAAGCAUUGACGGGAGCAGUUCAAGCCGCACACAAGCCUCUGCAAUCUAGGCUAUAGGAGACUCUUUAAAUAUCUCAAUUCGUUUUCAGCAGUUGUAAAGUGCACUCACUUAUUAUAUCUGUGCACGUUGAUGUGAGGAAUUUGCCUAUUUUUUCCUACUCUUGUUGAUUUGAGAUACUAAUGACUAUACCAUGGAACUUAUUUCAAAUUUCUGCGUUAUGCCAAUUUAAUCAGUCUUAUUCCUUUA
This is a messenger RNA of Eucalyptus grandis, 5141 nucleotides long. RefSeq names its product disease resistance protein RPV1-like. The coding region runs from base 220 to 3909 and encodes 1229 amino acids. The transcript is spliced from 10 exons. Gene Ontology annotation, biological process: defense response; signal transduction. NCBI's taxonomy places the organism in Eukaryota, Viridiplantae, Streptophyta, Magnoliopsida, Myrtales, Myrtaceae. Gene Ontology annotation, molecular function: ADP binding. The record is from RefSeq and is a predicted model, not a curated record.